GUGCAUAAACGUAUGGAAGCUCCAAUCUAUAUCUACUAUCAACUUGACAACUACUACCAAAAUCACCGAAGAUAUGUCAAAAGUAGAGAUGAUCGCCAGCUCUUAUAUGGUCUGAAGUACAAUGACACUAGUUCCUGCAAACCUGAGCAAUCCAACAAUGGGCUCCCAAUUGUCCCUUGUGGGUUGAUAGCAUGGAGUUUGUUCAAUGAUACGUUUACUUUUGUUCGUGAGGCAGCACAAUUGAGGGUUAACAGGAAGAAUAUUGCCUGGAAGAGUGAUCGGGAUCACAAGUUUGGGAAGCAUGUAUAUCCCUUCAAUUUCCAGAAUGGAACCUUGAUUGGUGGUGGAAAGCUAGAUCCAAGUAUUCCUCUAAGUGAUCAGGAGGAUCUAAUUGUUUGGAUGCGUACUGCUGCUCUUCCUAGCUUCCGGAAAUUGUAUGGAAGAAUUGAAGAGGAUCUAGAAGCAGAUGACAUAAUAGUAGUAAACAUCCUGAACAAUUAUAAUACUUACAGUUUUGGGGGAAAGAAGAAACUUAUUCUUUCAACGUCAAGCUGGUUGGGAGGAAAGAAUGACUUCCUUGGGAUGGCCUAUAUUGCUGUUGGUUCGUCCUGCAUAUUCAUCUCCCUUGUCUUCAUGCUACUCCAUGUGAAAAAUCCUAGGAGUUAUGCAAAUGGCUGAUAACUGAUUAUGGAAGCCUUUAUUCUACAACUAGCUGCCAGCAAAUUGCCCAGACUAACAAUUUUACAGUCCAGACUGCUCAUAAUUUACUUUGGUCAGGAAUCCUGAAGAGGUAAAUGGGGAAUGGCCAGAACCAGAGCAACCAUGAUAAACCACUAAUUCUCACUUCUCAGGAUUACUUUCUUAUAUUGAAAUAUAGUUUGUAUUUGUAUGUAUAUAUACACCACAAAAUGACAAUAAAGCUAUGUCAUUUGUAUUGUGGCUA
Messenger RNA from Nelumbo nucifera (sacred lotus), 943 nucleotides. The record is from RefSeq and is a predicted model, not a curated record. Lineage: Eukaryota; Viridiplantae; Streptophyta; Magnoliopsida; Proteales; Nelumbonaceae.